Molecule: messenger RNA, 375 nt
Organism: Lymnaea stagnalis (great pond snail)
Lineage: Eukaryota; Metazoa; Mollusca; Gastropoda; Lymnaeidae
Source: the annotation of a GenBank genome assembly
AGCUUACCAUUUUGUCUCAGAGGAGCAGUUUAAGAAGUUAAUUGCUGAAAAUGGCUUCAUUGAAUAUGCUCAAUUUUCUGGAAAUUUCUAUGGAACAAAGUAAACAAAAAAAAAGCCUUUAAAAAAAACUCACAUCUAAUUUUAUUUAAGAGCAUUCUAUUUAUAUCAAUCAGUCUGUUAAUCUUCAUUUUUUGGUUAUCGUCAUGGUUACAUUAAGCAUUCGGAACAUUUCAGUAAAACGUCGGUGAAGGAGAUUACAAAUUCUGGAAAACUCUGUGUACUAGAUGUUGAAAUCAACGGAGUCAAAAAUAUAAAAAAAUCUGGCCUCAAGCCAACACCAAGAUACAUCUUCAUUAGCCCACCAAGCCCGGAAGU